AUGACCAGGGACAUAGACAGGAGCUGGGAUGCAGUGAUGGUUAACCUGAGACUGGGAGCGCAUGGAGGCACAGAGCAGGGCAGCGUGAGCCUGGUUUCAGAUGUGCUGGCAGCAUUGUGUGUGAUGCGCCAGCUACGUUGUGGUAGCCAGGAGUUGUUGCUAAGUGCCACUUGUGUGACAACAUUAGACCUCAGGAUGGACCAGACGGUGGUCAUCAAACCAGUCCACUCCUCCCUGCUGGGACAAGACUACUGCUUUGAGGUCACGACCUCUACAGGGACCAAAUGUUUUUCCUGCCGCUCGGCAGCAGAAAGAGACAAAUGGAUGGAGAAUCUGCGGCGGGCCAUCCAUCCCAACAAGGACAACAGUCGGAGACUGGAGAACGUUCUGACAGUCUGGGUCAUAGAGUCCAAAGACCUGCCUGCAAAAAAGAGGUAUUUCUGUGAGCUGUGUCUGAAUGACAGUCUGUACGCCAGGACGUCCUGUAAGCUAAGGACUGACAACGUAUUUUGGGGUGAGCACUUUGAGUUCUCCAGCCUGCCCUCCAUCACCUCCCUGACCAUCCACCUCUACAAAGAAACCGACAGGAAGAGGAAGAAGGACAAGAGCAGCUACGUAGGGCUGGUCAACAUCCCUGUUGGCACGGUGACUGGCAGACAGCUGGUGGAGAAGUGGUACUCAGUGAGCAUGCCCACCACCACUAGAGGAAAGUCCUCGGGUCCAACAGUGCGUAUUAAAGCCCGGUACCAGAGCAUUGUCAUCCUGCCGAUGGAACAGUACAAGGAGUUUGCAGAGUACAUCAGCUCCAAUUACCUCCUGCUGUGCUCCACGCUGGAGUCCUCCAUCAGUCUGAGGGCUAAAGAGGAGCUGGCAGCCGCCAUGGUUCAUAUCCUGCACAGCACCGGCAAGGCUAAGGACUUCCUAACAGACUUGAUGAUGGCGGAGGUGGACCGUUGUCGUGACAACGAUCAGCUGAUCUUCAGAGAGAACACUCUGGCGGCCAAGAGCAUCGAGGAAUAUCUGAAACGAGUGGGACAGAAAUACCUGCAGGACGCUCUGGGGGAGUUUAUAAAAGCUCUCUACGAGUCAGAUGAAAUCUGUGAGGUUGACCCAGCACGCUGUGCGACCUCUGACCUCUUGGAGCACCAAGCCAACCUGAGGAUGUGCUGUGAGCUGGCCUUCUGUAAGAUCCUAGACUCCUACAGGUGUUUCCCCCGGGAGCUGAAGGAAGUGUUUGCCUCGUGGCGCCAGGAGUGGAGUAACCGGGGGCGACCAGACAUCAGUGAGCCGUCUCAUCAGUGCCUCACUCUUCUGCGCUUCCUGAGUCCAGCAGUGAUGUCACCAUCCUUGUUUGACCGUGAUGCAGGAAUACCUGAUGACCGCACCGCACGAACUCUGACCCUCAUCGCCAAGGUUACACAGAACCUUGCCAACUCAGCAAGUCUGAUCGUGCGUGUGUUUGGUACCAAAGAAGAGUACAUGUUGUUUAUGAAUGACUUUGUUGAGAGGGAAUGGGGGAACAUGGAACGUUUCCUGCACGAGAUCUCUCACCCAGAUGGUCUGUCGCACACCGCUGGCUUCGACGGCUACAUUGACCUUGGCCGAGAGUUAUCCACACUACACACACUGUUGACUGAGUUAGACCAGGCCUGUCUGUCUAAGCUUGGUCCUCUGCCAUGUAUCCUGAGAGAAGUGUCUGCAGCUCUGGCCAAUCCAGGGGGUGUAGCCAAUCCAGGGGGUAUGGCCAAUCCAGGGUGCAUUCCCAUCACUUCACCAGAGCCUCAGCGUGUUGUUUCUCCGCCCCCUCUGUCUCCACCCCUCUCCCCUCCUUUGGCAACCUGCAGUCUGUCCUUGGGUCUGCAGGGCAGCGGGGGACUAGACAGCGGGUUGGUGGACUUUACCAGGCUUCCGUCCCCUACUCCAGAGAACAAAGACUUGUUCUUUGUCACUAAAGGAUCCAGUCUACAGCCUGCAGCAGGCCUGCAGGGCUCUCCAGCUCAGAGCUCUUCUUAUUCAGAGGCCAUUGAGAAUGAGGGUGGCACUGAACUAACCAAUGGCGGCAAAAGGGAUGGUCUAGAACUGACGAAUGACAGCCGCAGUCUGUCCUUGGUGGACCUGCAGGAUGCCUCCCCAGGUGAUAGUCUGGACGAUGGCCAAUGGCAGCGUAGGACUGGUCUCCUCCCUCUAUCCUUCCAGAACCCCGUGUAUCACAUGACCACCACAUCACCACGGCAACCUCAACAACCUGAUGCCACACCAUCCGAUGGGUCUGUUGGUUCCCAUAGCAAUGCUGAUGAGAGAAACACAGUGGCAACCAAACCUGCAUUCCUUACCCAGAUGUCUGUGGGCCUGGGGGGAGCGGAGAGAGGGGAGAGAGGAGAUCGGAUGUCUGCUCUGUCCAGCAGCAGCAGUGGGGAGGAGUACUCUCGCCGACAGCUCUCCUUAACGGACCCCCAACCAGGUGUUUCCACUCCACCUCGGCAGAACUCAGCCGGGCCUCCCAACGGCCCUCAGCGCCGCAUCGACCAGCCCCCGCCACCCUCUUCAGCCACCCCUGGGCCCCCCCGUGGCCGGACUCCUCCCAGCAUGCUAAGCGGUAACAGUUCCGCCUACCCUCCGCGCCCUACAUCAGGCAGUAUGAUGUCAUCGAGCCCUGAUUGGCCCAGCAGCAGCCAAUCUCGGCUCAGACAGAUGUCGUCAUCAUCAAAGGGAGAUAGCCCUGAAAAACAAAGAACGGCUACCAAGGCCCCCUCCCCAGUAAAUCCUUGUGCAUUGGACCGAACGGCUGCCUGGCUGCUGAAUAUGAACUCUGGCGUCCCCUAUGGAGAGACAGAGGAUGACGAUACUCUCACUGAGAAGUAUCAACAGGAGGUGGCAGUGUUGCAGGAGAGGCUCCGUGUUGCAGCUCUGCGACAGGAAGAAUGUGAGACAAGAUUACUGAUCCAGGAUCAGCAGAACCAGAGGAUGCUACAGGAGUACCAGGUCAGGUUGGAGGACACAGAGUCACGUCUCAGAAGACUCCAAGAUGACAAAGACCUGCAAAUGAAUAGCAUCAUCAGCAGGUAUCUGUGUGUGUGA
Messenger RNA from Lampris incognitus (smalleye Pacific opah), 3078 nucleotides. Its product is annotated as disabled homolog 2-interacting protein-like. Gene Ontology annotation, biological process: regulation of GTPase activity. NCBI's taxonomy places the organism in Eukaryota, Metazoa, Chordata, Actinopteri, Lampriformes, Lampridae. The record is from RefSeq and is a predicted model, not a curated record.